AUGGCCAACUGCUUCGGCAAUGUAUCUGCACCUAGAAAAUGCCCAUCAGGCACAUACAAUCUCUACCCUGGGAGAAGCAGCAUUCAGGAUUGUCAGCCUUGUGCUCCAGGUUUGAUUAGUACAGAGGACGGUGUAGAUUGCAGGCUCUGCCCUGCUGGAUAUUCCUGCGACAGAGCAUCAGGCACUCUCUUAGCAUGUCCGAAUGGAGAUUAUUCACCAGAGGGCCACACCCAGUGUCUCCCCUGUCCCUUUGGUUUUGUUUGCAAGGAUGGAUUACAAAAGAAGUGUGGCCUUGGAAAGGAGCCUGACCUAAACCGAACGGACUGCACAGAAUGUCUUAAAGGCUACUACUCCACUCUGUGCAGUGCCCAGUGCGAGCGGUGCCCAGCCGGUAGUUAUUGUCCUCACAAUGGAAUGUCUCAGCCACUACCAUGUCCAAUGGGGCAGUACACAGAUGUAGCAGGCCAGAGCUCAUGUAAAAUCUGUAAUAGUAGUGUAGCCUGUGCAUCCAUGGCCAGGAAUGAAUGGCAGCAUAGCGAGAGGAACAGAAUGUCUGUCUCCUGUCCACCUGGCACACAUAGACAUGGAGAGGGACCUGGCUGUAAUAUUUGUCCUUUUGGACAUUAUUGUGUAGGAAGUGUUGCUAUACAAUGCCCAGCUGGAACAUAUGGACCAAAAGAGGGUCUGCAGAGAGAGAAAGACUGUACUAUUUGCCCUGCAGGGUUUUACUGCUUAGAAGGCACUUCCCGGAGGCCCAGUUCUCAGUUUCUAUGCCCCCAAGGUUAUUACUGUGAAGAGGGCACCGCUGUGCCACACGGGUCACCUUGCCCAGUUGGUACCGCAGGAGGACAACUGGGUCAGACAAGUAGGGCAGCUUGCAAGAGGUGUGCUGAGGGUCGCUACUGUCCCACAGGCUCUGCAGGUCCAGGUUUGCUCUGUGCCAGAGGCAGAUACUGCCCAGCAGGGACAGUCAUAGAAGUUCUAUGUCCACGAGGCACCUUCACCCCACAUCAAGGCGCUCUGAGUGUGAAGGAUUGUCUGAAGUGCCCUGCAGGUUUCUACUGCCCAGAAGGCACAAGUGACUCUUUACCUUGUCAGCCUGGCACUUUUAACCCAUUGGAGGGGCAGGAUGCAUUGACAGAUUGUAGACCGUGUUACCCGGGCAAGGCUUGUACACAGGUGGCUCUGAAAGCUCCUGACGUUGAGUGUAUGCCAGGCUUUGUAUGCCCACCUGGCUCGGCACGACCCAAUGACCCUGCCAAUGCUUGUCCACCUGGAACCCUGAGCAAUCGAACUGAUCUGACUGAUCGCUCUCAGUGCCAGCUGUGUCCAGCACGAUAUGCCUGUCUGCGAGGCACUGGUGGCAUUCAGAGACCUCCACUCUCCUGCUUUGCUGGGCAUUACUGCCCAGUUGGCACCAUGUUCCCCACCCAACACAAAUGUCCAGCAGGCACAUGGAAUGAGCGCAGUGGUCUGGAGUCUGAAAGCGAGUGCCGACCAUGCCCACGAGGCUGGUACUGUCUAGCUGGUGUAGGCGUUCCUUCUGGAAGAUGCAGUUCAGGAUACUACUGCCCUGAAGGAGGCCAAAGGCCGGAGGAUUGCACUGUGUGUCCAGCUGGCUACUUCUGUCCCCACUCAGCCACAGUUUACCCCAGAGUGUGUGGCACAGGCAGUUACUCUGAUGAGGGUUCAGAGGAGUGUCUGCCAUGCCUACCUGGUCACUAUUGCAGUGAUGAGACCACCAGUGAAGAGGCCAUGCUCAGAGUGAUGGUGUGCCCACCUGGUUUCCUGUGUUCCAAAGGCUUGGAUCGGGAUCCCCAGCGCUCAGCUGUUCUAUGCCCUAUAGGCUUCUACUGCCCUGGGGGUGGUGUAAAUCCAAAUCCUAUACCGUGUCCCAAUGGCACCUACAGUCGGAAACCAGGACUGCGGGACCCUUCAGACUGUACUUUGUGUCCUGUGGGAAUGUACUGUUUCUCUCAGCAACCCCAGGAACAUCCAAUUACUGAACCAACUGGAGGCUGUCCUGAUGGAUAUUUCUGUCCUUUGGGCACUGGACAUCCUCUUUCAUUCCCGUGUGAAUCAGGAUUCUUCAGGAAUGAAUCUCAUGGACAUAGUGGAGGUGCCUGCGUGAAAUGCCCAGCAAGAUAUUAUUGUGCGAGUGUUGCGACACACACACCAUCAAUAUGCCCAGAGGGCUUUUUCUGUCCUGAGGGAAGUUCUGCUCCAGAGCCGUGUGUAGAAGGCACUUACAGCUCUCGGCCAGGUUUACGUGAGGCGCCCGAGUGUACACUUUGCGAUGGGGGAAAGUACUGCAUCGGUGUUGGCAAGAUAAAACCUUCAGGAAACUGUGAGGGAGGAUACUAUUGUAGACAGCAAUCUAUUAGUGCUACUCCUUAUGAUGGACCGAAUGGUGGCCUGUGUCCAGCUGGCAGUUUUUGCUCUCCAGGUUCAGCUCACCCACAGCCCUGUCCCUCAGGCACAUUCAGCAACAGCACAGGACUUAAACAUGUCCAGCAGUGUGUUAAGUGUCCUCCGGGAUAUUACUGUUUAGGUUUAGGCUCCACUUCACCAACUGGCCCAUGCUCUGUAGGAUAUUACUGCACUGGUGGUUCUGCUUCUCCUGUUCAGUAUGAAGUUGAAGAAGGCCACUACUCUGUAGAGGGAGCUGUGAAGCCUGAGCCCUGCUCUUUGGGCACUUUUCAACCAGAAAGAGGACAAAGUGCAUGCAUACAGUGCAAGCCAGGACGAUUGUGUAACGUGACACGUUUGUCCUAUCAGCCUCUUUGCCCUCCAGGACACUACUGUACAGCUGGAACCUCUAUUGCACAUCCAUGUCCCCCUGGAACCUACAUGGCUAAUCCAGGAGCAGAGAAAGUGCAGCACUGUGGUCCAUGUGAUGCUGGUCAGUACUGCCAUGCUCCUGGUCUGUCAAGACCUCAGGGUCCUUGUGAGUCUGGGUUCUACUGCACCGGAGGAGCCAACACUGCCACUCCAGUGAACUUCAGGUCCGGAGAUGUUUGCCCUGCGGGUUAUUAUUGCCCUGAAGGCACCAGACAUCCAUUUCAGUACCCAUGUCCCACUGGAACAUGGAGCAGUGUGGUGGGAGCUCAGAACCUGUCCUCAUGCUCUCCUUGCCCUGCAGGAUUUUUCUGCAACAAGACUGGACUCACUCAGCCUACAGGAGUGUGCUCUGCAGGAUUUUUUUGUAUUAGUGGUGCUAAGACCCCCUCACCUGAAGACGGACUUACUGGCAACAGAUGCCCAGCAAGAUAUUACUGCCCCCAAGGAUGCACUUCACCUCAACUCUGCCCUGAUGGUACCUACUCCAACACUACAGGUGCUGCUAAGUGCAGUGACUGUCCUCCUGGAUGGCUCUGUCUUAAAGGAGAAGAGGCCCAGCUGUGUCCAAAAGGACAUUACUGCCUGGGGGGCACAGUGGAGGAUGUCCUCCCAUGCCCUCCAGGCACAUACAACCCCAAAGCAGGACAGAGACAAGUAGAGCAGUGUUCACUGUGCUCAGCUGGAAUGUACUGUGAGGAUUGGGGACUAGUGGAACCAACUGGUCCCUGCCAGUCAGGGUAUUUUUGUCUAGCAGGCAUAAAUUUUAAAAACCCUGAUGGAAACUUCAGCACAGGAGUAGGGGGGGCAUGUCCUCAAGGUCAUUACUGUCCUGAAGGGUCCAGCCAACCUGUUCCCUGCCCACUUGGGACCUUUUCACAGGAUAAAUAA
This is a messenger RNA of Silurus meridionalis, 3729 nucleotides long. Its product is annotated as multiple epidermal growth factor-like domains protein 6. The record is from RefSeq and is a predicted model, not a curated record. NCBI's taxonomy places the organism in Eukaryota, Metazoa, Chordata, Actinopteri, Siluriformes, Siluridae. The coding region runs from base 1 to 3729 and encodes 1242 amino acids. The transcript is spliced from 26 exons.